AUGAAAGAUGGGGAUUACUUUAAUAUUUAUAAUGAUUUUUUUAAAGAUGCUUACACAUUUUUAAAUACAAUUAUAGAAACCAAAAAGGAUGGUGGUGAAAUAAGUAGUAGUAGUGAGUCAGGCUCAGAAGAAAAAAAAAAAAAAAAAAAAAAAAAAAAAUAUAUAAAUGAGAGUAGCAUAAGUAAAGUGUGUGAUAAAACUGAGGAAAAUAUAAAAAAGGAAAAUAAAAAAUAUAUAUAUUUUUAUUUAAGCUCAUAUGAUAAAUAUCUAAAUGAUAAUAUCAAUACUCAAUAUAUAAAAAAAAAAAAAUAUAUGAAUCAAAGAUCUAAUAGUAGAAUUAUACAUGGGAUAAAUCCUGAUGAUAGUUAUGAAAAAAAUAAUAACAUUCCAAACAAUAUAAUUAUCAAUGUUCGAAAAUUUAACAAUAAUAGUAGCGCAAGUUUGAGUCUAAAAGAAAAUGGCACAAAGGAAAAUUAUGCAAAAACAAAUUAUGCAAAAGAAAAUGGCAUAAAAACAAAUUACAUAAAAACAAAUGAUGAGGCUGAUAAUUCAAUUAUGAAUCGAGGGUUUCCAAAAAUUUUAAUGUCUUAUGAAAAUGAUUAUAACAUAUGUUUGUCAUAUAAUAUGGGUCCUGGUAUUGUAUGGAAUAAUAUAAAUUUUAUAAAUUAUCAGAUUUCGAAUUAUAAAAAAGGGGGUCAUUUUUUUGGAGAAACGGGUAGUGAUAUUGAUUAUGGAAGCAUGAAAGAAGAAUAUAGCAUAAACAAAAAAGAUGAAAAAGAUGAAAAAGAUGAAAAAUAUAAAAAAGAUGAAAAAUAUAAAAAAGAUGAAAAAGAUGAAAAAGAUGAAAAAAAUAUUUUUAGUUUUUUAUACAAUUGGAUAUUAUCAAACACUAUACAAAAAAGACAAAAAAAUGAAUUGAUUAAUUAUAGACAAAAAAAUGAAAUACAAAUUCAAUAUCGAAAUAAGCAAAGAACAGAUGAUUAUACAAAUAGAAUUAUUGAUUUUUACGAAAAUAAAGAUGAUAUAAUUGAAAAUGGAGAUAAAAAAGAUGGACACAAUUUAUCAUCCAAUUCAUACUAUUUAGAUAGCUAUGAAUAUAAUUACAAUAAUUUAAAUAUUGAUAAAGAUCAUUUUGAAGAAAAUAAAAAAUAUAAAGAAAAAAUUUAUAAAAAAAAUAACUUGAGUUUUAAUACUACAAAAAAAAAAAAAAAAAAUAAAGGAAUAUCAUAUGAACAUUUAUUAACACCCAGCAAAUAUGAAUAUGAUGCUUUUUGUUUAUUUAAUCCUCGUUUUAAACAAGGAAAGCAUCAUACAGUUUUAUGUCUUCAAAGUUAUAAUGUAUCAAUUAUUCCAUUUGUUCAACAUAAAAAAUUAAAAGAAGAAGUGAAUGAAUUAUUUAGUGAAAUAAAUCCAUGGAUACAUAAAUCAUUAACUUUAUCUAAAUUAAGAAAUUUAAAAAUUGAUUUAUUUAAUUUAGUUAAUCAUAUUCCUGAAAUAGAUAUAUCUACUAUUUCAUGUGCUUGGGUUUUUUUUGAAAGAUUAGUAAUAAAAGGAUAUGUUCAUAAAGGAAAUCGAAAAUUAUAUGCAGCUACCUGUCUUAUUUUAUCAUUAAAAUUUUAUCAACAUGAUGAUAUACAUAUUUUAGAAAAAUUACUUAUAUAUAUUCAAAAGUUAGACAAAAAAGAAAAUUUAACUCCUUCACUAAUUUUUUCAGUGGAAUUUACGCUUUACAAAUUACUUGAUUUUUCUCUUCAACAUACAUAUGAGAAUAUACGUCUGCACAUACAUCAGUAUUUAGAAUCUAAGGAGCUCAAGUUUGAGGACGUUUAUGGCACCUCGGAAGACACCUACCUAGCUCAAAUGGAAAAUGAUAAACUUGAUUAA
This is a messenger RNA of Plasmodium yoelii, 1884 nucleotides long. RefSeq names its product cyclin dependent kinase binding protein, putative. The coding region runs from base 1 to 1884 and encodes 627 amino acids. The transcript has 2 exons. The record is from RefSeq and is a predicted model, not a curated record. NCBI's taxonomy places the organism in Eukaryota, Apicomplexa, Aconoidasida, Haemosporida, Plasmodiidae. Gene Ontology annotation, biological process: regulation of cell cycle.